Molecule: messenger RNA, 306 nt
Organism: Penicillium paradoxum
Lineage: Eukaryota; Fungi; Ascomycota; Eurotiomycetes; Eurotiales; Aspergillaceae
Exons: 3
Coding region: 1-306 (101 amino acids)
Source: RefSeq, a predicted model, not a curated record
AUGGUACCUGCGGUCCUUCGAACGGAAAUACAGUCUGCCCAGGAGUGGACAGUUGCUGUUCAAUCAAUGGAUACUGUGGUACAACAUCCGCUUACUGCAGUGCAGGGAAUUGCAUCUCCGGUGCAUGUGAGACGAGUCUUGCUACCACUGAUGGCACCUGCGGCCCCUCUUGGGGGGACACAACAUGUACUAACCCUAGUUUUGGUUCAUGUUGUUCGAUCUAUGGAUAUUGCGGUACCGGGUCCGACUACUGUGGACCGGGCCAUUGUUACUCGGGAGAAUGUGAUGGCGCUAAUGGGGGUCUGA